Molecule: messenger RNA, 1941 nt
Organism: Fonsecaea nubica
Lineage: Eukaryota; Fungi; Ascomycota; Eurotiomycetes; Chaetothyriales; Herpotrichiellaceae
Exons: 1
Coding region: 1-1941 (646 amino acids)
Biological process (GO): transmembrane transport
Molecular function (GO): transmembrane transporter activity
Source: RefSeq, a predicted model, not a curated record
AUGACACUCGAAUCCGAAAAGAAUGUCGAGGCAGCGGCCGAAUACCUCGAGCCAGAAGGUACUUCUCCGAGAGGCGCAAUUCAACCUCCACAGACAGUCGUCGCGCAGGAUGAGACGCCUUCGCCUGCAUCGUCCAGUAACCCGGCUUCAGAAAAGUUUCUCGACCAGGCAAACGAUACAGUCGCAGAGACGCCGCGAGACAAUGGGUUCCCCAAUCAAGUGCAACCUCUGGAGAACCCCCUUGAAAAAACAAAAUCCAGAGCCUCCGAGUUCUCCAGAAGCCGGACCGUCAUUAUCAUGUUCUCCCUGUGCAUGGCCCUUUUCUUGGCCGCGCUGGACGUGACCAUCAUCACCACAGCUUUACCCACUAUUGCCCAACAUUUUCAGGCCUCGGCGUCGGAUUAUACCUGGGUUGGUAGUGCGUAUCUACUCGCAAACGCCGCCAGUGUUCCGCUAUGGGGCAAACUCUCCGACAUCUGGGGUCGCAAGCCCAUCAUUAUGCUGGCUAACGGAAUCUUCAUGGCCGGAAGUCUGAUCGCCGCCCUGUGCAAUUCGAUUGGCCUCCUUAUUGGUGGACGGGUGAUACAGGGCAUUGGUGGUGGUGGUCUUGUAACGCUGGUCUACAUUUGCAUAGGCGAUCUGUUCAGCAUGAGAGAAAGACCCAAGUACUUUGGUAUUUUGGGCAUGGUAUGGGCCAUCGCUUCUGGGGUUGGCCCCGUUGUCGGGGGCGCUUUCACCGAGGGGGUCUCCUGGAGAUGGUGCUUCUACAUCAACUUGCCUCUGGAUGGUCUUUCUUUGAUUCUACUCACGUUCUUCCUCAAACUGGACACCCCCAAGACGCCCUUUAUGGCCGGAGUCAAAGCCAUUGAUUGGAUUGGUGUCGUCACAAUUGUCGGCGGAGUCGUCAUGUUCCUAUUUGGCAUGACCUCGGGAGGCACAACCAAGCCCUGGGACAGUGCCUACACAUUAUGCCUGAUCAUUUUUGGCAUCGUGGCUAUUGUUCUGUUCUUCCUAAACGAGUGGAAGCUGGCCAAAUACCCCGUCAUCCCUCUUCGGCUCUUCAAGAACGGCUCCAACCUCGCAGCCUUGGGGGUCUGCUUCAUCCACGGUUUCGUCUUCAUUGCUGGGAGCUACUAUCUCCCGUUUUACUUUCAGACCGUGCUUGGCGCCAGCCCUCUCCUCUCCGGAGUAUAUCUUCUCACAAUGGUCCUCACGUUGUCCUUUGUUUCGACGGCAACGGGCCUCUAUGUCAAAAAGACAGGUCGAUUCCGCGAUCCCAUCUGGCUUGGGCUCUGCGUAAUGACUCUUGGGUACGGAUUGUUUAUCGACUUGCCUGCGAGCCCAGAUUGGGCCAAGAUCAUCAUCUACCAGAUCAUUGCAGGUAUCGGAGUGGGCCCGAAUUUCCAAUCCCCCUUGAUUGCAUUGCAAGCUCACAUCAAGGGUCACGACAUGGCUGUAGCAACAGCGACCUUUGGGUUCAUCCGCAACCUGUCCACUUCCAUCUCGGUCGUAUUGGGCGGUGUAGUCUUCACCAAUGAACUCUCCAAGAAGUACGGUGGCCUUGUCCCUGUCCUAGGACCAGAGCGUGCGAGGCUACUGACUUCCUCCUCAUUUGGUGCCACUACCUCCAUCGUGCGCAGUCUUCACGGACCGGCUCGCCACGCCGUUGACAAAGCAUACACUGACUCGUUGAGGACGAUGUGGAUCUUCUACACGUGUUUCGCGGCGUUUGGAAUCGUGGUGAGCUUUUUCAUCAAGAAGAAGGAGCUCAGCAGCACGCACGAGAAGGCGAGAACGGGGAUUGAGGAACAAGAGAGGGUGAGGCAGGAGCUGUUGCGGGAGAGGCAAGAGAAGCAGAGGAGUAGGAGGGGCACUUUGGAAAGGGACGUCGAAAAAGCGAGCCCCGUGCCCGCCAGCACAGCGCGAGAACAUGAUGGAUAA